Messenger RNA from Aspergillus alliaceus, 1533 nucleotides. RefSeq lists its product as uncharacterized. Bases 1 to 1533 code for a protein of 510 amino acids. The transcript has a single exon. The record is from RefSeq and is a predicted model, not a curated record. Lineage: Eukaryota; Fungi; Ascomycota; Eurotiomycetes; Eurotiales; Aspergillaceae.
AUGUCUGGUUUCGACUGGGCCGAUGAUGUGGAGGACGCGCUCCAGCGGUAUGAGCUGUUGAAGCCCACCCUCCAUUUUGGCUGGGCUGAGGGUGCGGAGGAUAUGUUCGAGACAUAUGUUGAGUCUGACAUCGACAUCUCUUCGGAAGCAGGCAAUGACAUCGCUCCUGAUUUGGAAGAGUGCCUUCAACCAGAAGACUUCUACUGGGAUAAAGAACUUGACGAAGAGCUGGAGGUUGAAGAUCCCACUGAGGAAGAGUCGCAUGAGAGACCCUGGGAAAUCUGUCGGCCUAGCGUUAUACCCUGUGUCAGAGGCUAUUCGGAGAUUUCGUCGACAGAACCCCAGGAUAAUAGCGUCCAAGGCUUCUCUGUGGGUACGCUGAUGGAGGAGGAAGUUCAAUACGAGUUUGAAUUUCGAGAUUUCUGUAUAGGACAGGAUCAAAGAAGGCUAAUACACCAUUUCAACUGGUUUGGCUGCCCCGUCUACGAACCCAGUGGCACUCCACCAGCAAUUUCAUUGCUUUUCCAAAUGGCAAAACCAAAAGUGCCGAAGUACGGGGACGAACUUCGCUUUCAAUCGAUCUUCUCGAGAGCUACGACAUUUAUCGACCCGGUCAUUGUUGAACUCGAGAAGGGCCCAGAUGAUCUAGACAGGGGGGGCUUCAAACUCGUCCAGUUUGCUACCGGCCGUACUUCCAAGUUCUAUAGCCUACAUGGCCGAUGGACUGAGGACAAGUUGGAAAGGGACGAGUGCAGGACUCCAGACGAGGGAAAAGUCGAACAAUACCAGAAGGAUUUUGUGGUCUGCAGCAACGGCUUGGUUAGCCGCUGCACCAUCCCCUCAAGGUAUAAGUGGGAAUGUCAAAAGGCCGAACGUCAUAGGAAGAGUGAAUCUUCUCGCAGAAACGCAUGGGAUUUUUACAUGAAAAAGCAAAGCAACGUCUACAAGUCAUCUCCAUUGAGCCGGUUGAUAGAGCCGGCUGAUAUCGAAUGCACCGCAGGCAAACAAAUGUCUGCUUCAUCUUGGAAAGUGUUCAUGUUGGCUCCUGGCUCCAUAGAAGACGAUGCGAAGACGCUCAGCGAUAGGUCACAUGAACAAGAGCUUGUGGGCAUCCCUAGUGACUCUAUCCAAUGCUAUGCGCUCUGUGUAGCAACAGGCGUCACCGCCGCAGGGACAGGGUUACCAAAGACAGAUCCACAGAGUCAUGAAAUACACACAACCGCCAACCAGGCAGCUGACAUUAUGGAGAUGUACGAAGACUGGUUGGUCGUGGACACUGCCACAUCAGAAUCAUCUCGGUUCGGAAUGGAAGCAACUGUUGAGGAAGACACUUUGGAGACCCUCGACGGGGCAUCAGGAGGGAAAGAGCCAAUUGUCCCUAUUUUGAAGGGGGUUCUUAGUCACCUGGGAAGCUUGCCAGCUGCUCUAAAAGCCUGGAAAGCAAAGCUAAAGAAAGGGAAGAUAGCCAAACACUAUCGAUCCAUAUGCACCAAGGCUCCAAAGGUGCUACAGAAAAGGAUCUUUACACAUUAA